CGUGAAUUUUAAGUUGUAAGGCACAAAAAUGGCUGGAAUUAAGAAGUAUCUCCUACUUUUUGCACAAGAUUUUGUAGAGUUUCGAUAUCCUGAGAUUGAGUCGUUAAUUAAAUUAUUUAAAAUUAAUGUGGAAGUGCCAAAACCAACACCGAUUGAGCGACCUUACUGGAUAUUAGAAAAUGUUGAGGAAUCAGAAGUUCGACAAAUCGCGAGUCGUUCUGUGUCACUUAAGUUUGUGGCUGAAAUAUGGUCGAGUGGAACUAGUUAUGAUGAAUUUCAUGGAAAUGUCAAGAAGUUAAUGCCUUUAAUAGACAAAAAAUACAAAAAUGAAUCUUUCAAGUUUAUGGUCGAGACAUACAAUAAGCAUAUUAAGCUUAAACAGAGGAUUGAAAAGAUUGAGACAAUGAAUUAUCUUGAUUCGGUGUUAGGAACUAUCGAUUUAAAGAAUCCAGAUAAUACUUUUGUGUAUUUUGAGUAUUAUGGAAUCGACGAUUUAAAUGUUCCAGUACAUCCAGAGCAUAUUUAUUUCGGACGAUAUAUUGCUGAUGGACAGAGAGAUUUGUUUAAUAAGAUAUCUCUGAAAACUAGAAAGUUUAUUGGCAACACUAGUAUGGAUCCUCAACUAUCAAUCUUAAUGGCUAAUCAAGGCUUAUGCUCCCAAAAUGACCUCAUGUUCGAUCCAUUUUGUGGAACUGGAUCAAUGUUAAUAGCUGGAGCACUUUUUGGAAGCUAUGUUAUCGGAAUGGACAUUGACUACCUUACACUUCAUGCCAAGACAAAACCAAGUAGAGCUUUGCAGAAAGUACGUGCAGCAGACGAGAGCAUUAGAGCCAAUAUGGAGCAGUAUAACUUACAAAAUCUGUACCUUGAUGUCUUUGUCGGUGACUUUGCCAAUUAUCCAUUGAAAGGGAACUUAAAAUUCGACUCAAUAAUUUGUGAUCCUCCCUACGGUGUUCGAGAAGGAUUAUUAAAGGUAGAAAAGAAGGAGGGACGAAAAUUUACAGCAAUGACAGAAGAUGCUGUCCAUUAUCCAUCGUUAUCGGACUAUAAAAUGACAAAUUUGUUUCACGACCUGUUGAAUUUCUCUGUAAAGCACUUGAAGAUUGAUGGACGGCUAGUCUGUUGGUUCCCAAUACCUGACAAGUUUUAUGAUGACACAAUUUUUCCUCAACAUUCAGCUUUAAAGCUCAUUUCAACAUCCAGACAGCAACUUAUUGGUGAUACAUCCAGAAUCCUUUUAACAUACGAAAAAAUAGCUGAAACUGGAGAACUCGUAAAGAAUGAUGCUCUAGAAAAUGUGGACUUCCGAAUGAAAUAUUUCACGCAAUACGAUAAGGAACGAAAGGAAACAAGACACAAAAAUCACCAAAAGAAUCUUGAAGAAGCUGAAAAGCGCGGAAUCAAAUUAAUGAAUAAAACAGAAUGGAAAAAGUAUGUGAAUAAAAAGCGACAAGCGGAAGCGAUGGACAAGGAUUCGUGAUUUAAUUUAAAUCUAAUUCAAUUUUUA
This is a messenger RNA of Chironomus riparius, 1507 nucleotides long. NCBI's taxonomy places the organism in Eukaryota, Metazoa, Arthropoda, Insecta, Diptera, Chironomidae. The record is from the annotation of a GenBank genome assembly.